Molecule: messenger RNA, 638 nt
Organism: Ostrinia nubilalis (European corn borer)
Lineage: Eukaryota; Metazoa; Arthropoda; Insecta; Lepidoptera; Crambidae
Product: vesicle transport protein GOT1B
Exons: 6
Coding region: 158-592 (144 amino acids)
Biological process (GO): retrograde transport, endosome to Golgi; endoplasmic reticulum to Golgi vesicle-mediated transport
Cellular component (GO): endoplasmic reticulum; membrane
Source: RefSeq, a predicted model, not a curated record
GUAUCAGAAUAAAAGUGACAGCUCCCAAAAAAUUCGAUAUCAAAAAUGACGUGGAGAAAUAGGUUAUGAGUUUGUGUAUUAAUUUAUUUACAAUUAAUAUUAAUUGAACUAGUAGUGAUAUAAAUUUUAGACCCAUCUUAGUUAUAUAACACACAAAAUGAUUGAUAUAACGGAUACCCAGAAAAUCGGCGUCGGCCUGGCCGGCUUCGGUAUGACGUUCCUCUUUCUGGGCGUGUUACUGUUGUUUGACAAGGGAUUAUUGGCCAUUGGUAAUAUCCUGUUCAUCAGUGGCCUGGCUUGCGUCAUCGGUCUCCAGCGGACGUUCUUCUUCUUCUUCCAGCGGCACAAAGUGAAGGCCACGGUGGCCUUCUUCGGAGGCAUACUUAUAGUACUGGCCGGAUGGCCCAUGAUCGGGAUGGUGGCUGAGAUUUACGGGUUCCUUUUGCUGUUCAGAGGAUUCCUUCCCGCCGCUGUGAACUUCCUAAGAAUGGUUCCUAUAUUAGGGACCAUCCUCAAUCUGCCAUUCAUUGGUUCGAUGGUGAACAAAAUAGCCGGCGACAACGGCAGAAAUAUGGACGAGCAUUCGGCAUGACCUGAAAAAAAAAAACGACAACUCCUGACUGACAUUAACCUAACUA